Salvelinus fontinalis (brook trout) is the source of this 1527-nucleotide messenger RNA. Its product is annotated as protein TsetseEP-like. Gene Ontology annotation, cellular component: external side of plasma membrane. Bases 34 to 1068 code for a protein of 344 amino acids. Gene Ontology annotation, biological process: positive regulation of natural killer cell cytokine production; positive regulation of mast cell activation; positive regulation of natural killer cell mediated cytotoxicity directed against tumor cell target. The transcript has 7 exons. The record is from RefSeq and is a predicted model, not a curated record. Lineage: Eukaryota; Metazoa; Chordata; Actinopteri; Salmoniformes; Salmonidae.
UCAACAUCGGUGGGGCUGACGACAGAGCUAGAGAUGAGAAAACACUGGGCCUACUUUCUUCUGGCCCUCGUCCUGAUACAGACAGGCAUAGCCGGCAGUGUGAUCUCUGUGUCUCACACACGGGACAGAGAACAUCUGUCUAUUACCUGUCGUCUCCUGUCAGAGAACGACACUGUUUCUCAGAUCAACUGGGAGAUGAUCAGCAGUCCCAACCACACCACUACCAAACUCAAACUGGGCACCUUCCAUCCCGUGUUCGGUACCUACGUGGUCCCAGAGUACAACGACACUGUGAAAAUCCAAAGUAGUGCCUCCAGUCGUAGUUCCAAACUCGACCUGAAGGAAGGCGCUGUGGAGGAGGUCAGCCAACUCUGCUGUGUAUUCAUCACGUUUCCAUCUGGGGUGCUGGAGCACUGUACACAUACCCGGAUCAAUGAAAGCACGGCAGAGGCCCAGGAGUCAGAGGAUGCACCGCGGCUGCUAGGGGAAAGAACUUUGGAACAGUGGGCCCUGUUGGUAGGAGGCUCUACCAUCUGCAUACUGAGCAUUGUGACCUCACUGUACUACUGCUGGAAGUACUGCUGCAGACACUGCUGUCACAGGAGGCGAAUGUUUGAGGUAGAGGCGUAUCUGACAGAUCAACACACAGAAUCAGAAGGGGUCACAGAGGAUCCCCCCAAGCAACCCCCCCUUCCCCCACCACCCCAGCCUCAGCCCCAGGGUUUUGACCCCUCCAAGCUCUAUGCUAAGAUCAAGCUGGACCUGCUGUAUGGACGGCUCUGGAAAGCCUACCAGGGGACGGCCACGACCUGGGGCCCCACAACACAGCACGGGCCACAACAAGGGCCACAGCAAGUGGCAGAGCCAGGGCCACAAAAGAGGGAAGAACCAGAAGAAUCCGUUCUCCAACUAGAACCAGAACUAGAAUUAGAACCAGAACAUCAACCAGCUCUGGAAGGAAGAGAGGAACCAGUGACUGAGCCUGAAACGGAGUCUGAGCUAAUACCUCCACCAACCCUGGAUCCUGGGACACAGAUGGAGGAAAUGGAGUCGGACACUGGUUUAUGAGGGGAGUGUGUGUGCGUGUGUGUGCGUGUGUGUGUGUUGGGAUGAAUAAUGUAUUGUUGACAUUGGUUGAAUAACCCUGAAUCUAUCUGUCAAUCAAUACGAUCAAUCUUUAUUUUCCCAGAGGGACAUUUAGUGUGAGAAUAUUAAACUCAUCUGAACUUUUAAACAGAGUUAAGGGUUUAAUGACCUUUGGCUUUUUAAAGAGACCUGUUAUUACAAGGAGUGAGACCGUGUAUGUUUGUGGCUUUCUGCUAAUAUAGCUGAGGUAUACUGAUUCAUGACCAAUAUACAGUAUAUAAAAUAUUUUUAUGUUGUACUUAACAGUUUUGCUUAUUUUGCAACAAGAUAUCUCAUUGUUCUACUGUAGGCUUAUUACUGAAACCCAUUGAAUGUCAUUUUGCUUUAUACUUAAAUAUACUUUGUAUACUUUUAUUUCAAUAAAAAAUCAGACCAUCAAAA